AUGGCAGAGCAUAAAUUAAUUGAUGGAUAUGUUGUGACCAAUAAAUUACUCGGAACAGUACAUUUAUUAUUUUUACAUUAAGGGAGCAUUUGGAUCAGUUUUUAGAGGCUAUAAAGAAAGUGAUCCUAAAUUAAUUGUUGCUGUUAAAAUGCUACCAAUGACGGAAGGCACAAAUAAAAAUUUCAUAAGAAACAUCAGGAGAGAAAUUGAAAUACUGUCAAAAAUAAGAAGCCAAUAUAUUGUGCAGUAAAUUCAUACUUAACUUAAAGGUUAUUUCAUGCAGCUAGAACUUAGAAAAAUUACUAUAUUUUCUUAGAAUAUUGUAAUGGAGGAGACCUUAAAGAUAUGAUGAAAUCAAAAGGAGGAUAUCUCUCUGAAUAAGAUGCUGUUACUUAUUUCAAACAAAUCAUUUAUGGAUUUAAGGCCAUUUAUUAAGAAAAUGUUAUACAUAGAGAUAUUAAACCAGCCAACAUUUUAUUACAUAAUGGUAUUAAAUAAUCUUAAAAUAGGUAUCGCUAAAAUCAGUGAUUUUGGAUUUGCUAGAGUUGUGGAAGAUAUGGAAGGAUAAGAGAAAUUCACUUUGCUUGGAACUCCUCUCUAUAUGUCUCCUUAAAUUUUGGAGUAAGGAAAAUUUAACUCUAAAUGUGAUAUUUGGUCGGUAGGAAUAAUGUUUUAUGAAAUGCUUUAUGGACACCCUCCUUGGACAGCCACAAGCCAAUUAGCAUUAUUAGAUUAAAUAAAAAAAAAACCACUGACUUUCCCAAAUCAACCAAAAAGACAACAAAUAAUUAAAGAUCUCAUUUCUAAAAUGUUAGUCAUUGAUGAAGAACAAAGAAUUAAUUGGUAUGACUUGUUUGAAAAUGAAUUAAUAAAAUGCAACAGCCAAGAACUUAAAAAUAAACUCAAUCUCAUAAUAGAUAGUGUCUAAGAUACUUUAGAACAAUCAGUAUAAUUGAAUAGAUUUUAUGUGGAUAACAAUCUUAUCCUUGCUCAAGGAAAAAACCAAGAAACAUAAGUGUUAUUUGAAGUUAAAAAUGAUGAUGAUAACAUGAAUAUAGAAUAAAAAGAUAACUCCUAAUAAAAUUUAGACGAUCUUAAAGGAUUAACAUAUAAUGAUAUCAUUGAGGCCCAAACUAAAAAGUUAUAAGAACAAAUUACAAUUAACAAAAUUGAUGCACAUCUUUCACUUAUGAGAAACAUUGGUAUAUUUGUUAAUCUAACAACUAAUAAUGUAUUUUAGCUAUUUAAAGAUUAAUAAUUAAACAUAUCAACUCAUUUGUUUUAUCGAAUUAUGUUCCUCCUGUAAAAAUCACAAAUGAUAAUAUUUGAUGACUUAAUUAAUAUUAUGGCUAGUAAAGUAAUAUAAAUGUAAUAUUUAGACACCCAUUGGCAAUGGAUUUACUGAUUUAGAUUGGAAACUCUAUAAAAAAAAUUUAUAGUAUUUUACAACUUUAAAAGCUAUUAAAACAGAUAAAUAUUAUCUGAAAGCAUAUUACGAGGAAAUAACGAAACGAACCUACAACUAUUUAACUAAUUAAAUACAAUAAGAAAAAAUAGAUGGGUAAGAUAAAAUUGAUGUAAAAGAAUUCCUUUCAAUCAUGACUAAUAACUAAUAAUCAGAUUUAAAUUUUAAUAAAAUUUAUGAGAAAACUCUCAAACUUUGUAUCAAGUAAAUGUAUGAGUAUGUUUGCCAACAACAAAAAUCAACAGAAAAUCGAAUAUUUUUACAAACCUUAAAAUAUUUAUAACUUUGUUUGAACCCAUUUGCUUAUUUCAGAUAAAAUAAAGAAUUUUCGGACUUUAGCAAAUUUUAUGAAUAUUAUGAUAACAUUGACAUGGAAAUGUUUUUGCAAUAGAUUCGUGAAAAUUUUAAAUUCUUUUGA
Paramecium octaurelia is the source of this 1883-nucleotide messenger RNA. The record is from the annotation of a GenBank genome assembly. Lineage: Eukaryota; Ciliophora; Oligohymenophorea; Peniculida; Parameciidae.